Messenger RNA from Penicillium canariense, 1581 nucleotides. RefSeq names its product putative sterol o-acyltransferase (APE2). The record is from RefSeq and is a predicted model, not a curated record. NCBI's taxonomy places the organism in Eukaryota, Fungi, Ascomycota, Eurotiomycetes, Eurotiales, Aspergillaceae. Bases 1 to 1581 code for a protein of 526 amino acids. Gene Ontology annotation, cellular component: endoplasmic reticulum membrane. Gene Ontology annotation, biological process: ergosterol metabolic process. The transcript is spliced from 6 exons. Gene Ontology annotation, molecular function: ergosterol O-acyltransferase activity.
AUGUCCAGUGCCGUCGCUCAGAGCGACCUGUCCGUCCUUCGGCCGCGCGCCGUUCCCCUCCAGUCCGACCCCCAGUCUGGCAUGAGUCUCACGCCGCCCGCGACGGACAAAUCGCCCUUAGACACGAGAUGCUCCCCCUCCGCGCAUUCGAUCUCAGUGGCCCGCAAGCAGGUGCGGGCACGGAAUCGCCUCUUCUAUACCAUCGACUAUAUUCCUCGAGUGUCCCAUUUCGAUCCCGACAGCGACUACCAUGAUUUCCGCGGAUUCUUCACUCUGUUUUGGAUCAGCUUGGUGAUUAUGGUGGUCACGACCGUGCUGCGCAAUAUCAAGGAUACUGGAUACCCGUUGCGGGUGCGGGUUUGGAGCUUGUUGUCGGCCAAUGUGUGGGAGCUGGGUCUGACUGAUUUGGCCAUGGUGGUCAGCUCAGCGCUGGUCCUGUCGAUGCAUCGGCUCUACCGGAGCGGGCCGCGGUGGCUGCGAUGGGCACGUGGAGGUGUGGUAUUCCAAAGUGUUGGAGAGGCGCUGUGGCUGGCAGUAUGGAUCAACUGGCCCUUCAUGCGCCUAUGGACCUGGACUGCCCAAGUGUUCUUCACCCUCCACGUCUUGACGAUCCUGAUGAAGCUGCACUCUUAUGCCUUCUACAAUGGUCAUCUCAGUGAGACUGAGCGUCGCCUCGCUUCUCUUGAUAAUCCGGGUCCCAUUGAGCCUAGCUCCCCUGCCGCAGUUCGGUACCCAGAGCCAUACCGACGCCGGCCGUCUAUGAAGCCCCAGCACGAUGAAGACGAUUCUACCGAACCACUGGCCCGUCUGCGUGAAGAUCUGGCUACAGAGUUGACAUCACCGCUGGGCAACAUUUCAUAUCCGCAGAACCUGAGCCUUGGAAACUAUACAGACUUCCUCUUUUGCCCGACGCUGUGCUACGAGCUGGAGUACCCGCGCCGACAAGAUCGCCGCUGGGACGAGAUUGCAUGGAAGACCCUGGCCGUCUUUGGAUGUAUCUUCUUGCUAACUCUGACGAGCGAAGAGUUUAUCGUGCCUGUCCUGAGCGAGGCACACGGCCAGUUGGAAGCAUUAGAUACCAUGACCGACAAGGCGCUCGUCUUGGCUGAGACCAUUAGCAUGCUCCUAUUCCCCUUCAUGGUAACCUUCCUGCUGGUGUUCCUGGUGAUCUUCGAGUAUGUGCUGGGCGCGUUCGCGGAGCUCACCCGAUUUGCGGACCGGCACUUCUACUCUGACUGGUGGAACUCGUGUGACUGGCUUGAAUUCUCCCGAGAGUGGAACGUCCCCGUUCACCACUUCCUGUUCCGCCAUGUCUACUUCCCGUCCCGCACCUACUUCUCCCAGCCCGUCGCCAUGUUUAUCACAUUCCUGGUUAGCUCUAUCUUCCAUGAGCUUGUCAUGAGCUGCAUCACCAAGAAACUGCGCGGCUACGGCUUCGGAGCUAUGAUGCUCCAGCUGCCCAUCGUCGCGGUCCAGAAGUCCCGGUUCUUCAGGGGGCGGACAACCCUCAACAACAUCUUCUUUUGGUUCUCGAUGAUCCUGGGUCUCUCGAUGAUGUGUGUGUUUUACGUCUUGGUUUGA